ACUUGCUAAAAGUACCUAGGUAAGUAUAAUCUUUUACAUCCAUCCUGUAAUUCCUAUCUACUAGGUAAUAUCCAUCUGCUACUCCUACACCUACAUCUUCCCCUCGAUUCAGCUUUUUUCCUCUUAUAUCUACCCAGUAUCUUUUGUUUUUAAUUAAUUUCUCAAACAUUGAUUCUUUUCUUCUGCUUCCUCGAUUUAAAGUUCUAGACAAUCACUAUAAACAGCACUCCGUCCUACUUCACUUCACCUAAAAUCACCACUGCCCUGUCACACACCCCCUGCUUUAUCGGUACCAGGAUGACUUCCUAUCGACGCUAGACAAAGGGCAAAUUACUUUUUGGCAAGCCGCAGCAUCUGACUUUUCUAAUAAACACUCAGUGCCACUCUUGGUCAUGAGCUCGGAGAUUUCACCUCGUGCUGUACGCUUUACACACGGGGACGACGGCCAAAUAUUUGAUUCAUUAAAACCUUCGGUGAUCAUGGAACGUCCACAUAUUGAAACCAGCGAUUCUGCAGGCUCAGGCUCCUCUGCAGACUCACAGGACUUUGUUCAACAUUUAAGCCCUGAUGCUGCACACGAUGUGCAUCCCGAUACCUUUCUUCCCAUCGACCCGCGCCCCCAAAUGAAUAAUAUGAAUUCAAGCUUACGAAGUCGAGGCAGCAAUUCGGAAACAAAUGGUGCAGUAUAUGCUCGCGAAACUGCCUUCAGUAAUCCACAGCAAACCCCGUUGAAUGGCGCAACCGCCAGAUCUCAGAGGCCCACGGCACCAGCCCGGACUCCUUCGAGUACAUACGCGCCUGCGCGCAGACCUCCACAGGCUCCAUAUAUGUCAAUAUCGGAUCGCCAUCGAUCUGGUUCAACCUCUUCAAGAUUUAACAGACAGGAUCCCAGUGGCGCAUAUCGUGCGCAAGAAAGGGCUUAUGUACAACGGUUACGGCAAAAUGAGCCGUUCGAAUAUUUUGAACCUUAUACCCCAAGUCUUGGAUAUGGAACAGGAUCAGAUACCGAGGAGGAAUCGCCAUCAGAGCUACAAUUCGAUGCCGACCCAUUCGACCAAGAGACUGUACUUUUCUACAACAAUGAUGACAUACAGCCGACAGCAGAAGACUUGAAAGAUCCCGCAAAUAGAGAACGUCUGGAAUGGCAUGGGAUGUUAGCCUCUGUCUUGACGGGAGACGUAGUCAGGCAGGAGAAGAAACGACUUAUUGGCAAUUCAGAAAAUAAGGCAGAGAAUAUUGGCACUGAGAUCUGGCUCGGGAUACGAUCGAAAAUAUGCGGAAGAAGUUUAGGAGCCCAACGACGAAUACUAGAAGAUACACGGGCUAAUCUCGAUACCGUCCUGGAGGAGAUUAUUAAGUUUCAGGUACAAGGUGAGAGUGAGGCUGGAAAGUCGCCAAUUGAUCAAGUACGGGACAUAGUCGCGAAAAUUGAGAAGUGUGAAAGUCUAUACCCAUCUCGCACUGGCUUAGAAAUUGCGAGCAAAUUGGCAGCGUCGACGCAAUUCGCUGCCACUUGCGAUGCUGUCAUAUCAUGGCAUAAUACUACCGAACUCAUUAACAUUGAGCUUGCUAUCCUACAAAAGUGGGUAGGGAAUCCCGAACUCGACUUCAACAAAGUGAGACAGCGCUCGCCUUCAGGGCAUGGACUUUCCGAUGAAUCAUCGUUCAUUGAUAGGUUGCUCAAGGAGGACGGCUUGAGAUCUUUGCAGGGUGAUAAAAGCAUACUUCUAGGUGUAUCUGAGGUCAUCAUGAAAGCUAAAAAUACACUUAUUGAGAACUCGGAGGGGUUCGCUAAACGUCAUUUACCUCCUUACAUCGAAGAAUUACUCACACUCAUAAACUUUCCUUCACGCCUUAUCGAAGAGAUCAUCAAGGUUCGGCUGCAGUAUGCCAAAAAAAUGCGAGAUUCCACCCAACAAAACGCGAUGAUGGCUGAGCAAAUGAUUUCACAGUUCAGAAUACUACUCAAACUUGCCAUACUGAUUAAGCAGGAGUACCUUACCAUAUCAAAUCCUGAGCCUGGAUGGGAUUUACCACCUUGUAUUGAUGAGUCUUUUGACCAGGUAGUUCUGGAUGCGCUCAAGUUUUACUUCAAGAUGCUCAAUUGGAAACUUGGUGGAAACAAAAACACUUUCAAAGAAGCAGAAGUUCUUGAGCAAGAAUGGGACUUUUCUAAUGAGAUCGGACGACAUCUACAAGGUGGUGAUGUUGAGGUUGCCGAGCAAUUUAGUUCUCUAACCCAUAAGGCCUUCUUUCGUCUGAACACCACUUUUGAAAAAGAAAUGGUGAGGAAACCAAAGGAAACAGCUGCCGAGAUGACAAAGCGAUAUAAGCAGAGUCUAGACUCCGUUCGUGUACGACAGCGUAUGUUACAACGAUUUUCGAGGGUCCUGAGUGAUCGUUUCGAAAACUCGACGGAUUUCAGCAUUGCUAUGAAGCAAAGUGGCUUGCAAGAACUGUACUCGAGGCUUAUUGAAACUGGUCACUUUUUGGUUUAUACAGCGAGCAUCGAGCACGAUGGUAUUUUCCUCAUAGCCUCUCCUUCUUUGUACAACCGACCUCAGGACAUCCAAUCAAUCCUAGGAACAUGCUAUCACACAGGAGAUGUACAAGAAGAUACUAGCAACCCUUACAUAUUAGUUCUUCGCCCGGAAGUCCCAAUAGGAUGGGAUGGGCGUCAAGUCGAUUCGGCUUUGAUAAACAUCAACAUAGAUUUGAAAGUGGGACAUCUUAGACUUAUCGCAGACGGGUCACAAGCCAGAUUAUCAAAUGCUCGGUUGGCAUUCUUAGACUCUAUCGGCUUACAUCUAGAUAUGGUGGUUGAACAAAGAUCACAUCUCAAGAAAGUUCACAUCAAAUUGACUGACAUCAAGAAAGUCGUGUAUAAAUUAUCGAAUCUGAUCAUGGACAGUGUAGAAAUUGUCCGAAAACAAACAGAAGGGCUGGAGUGUCAAGAACUUAUCCAAACCUGUUUCAUUUUCGCUACUGAGUUUGGUCAGAGGUCUUUACCUUACAUGGAUCGAAACCGGAAACAAAUGAACAACAUCAAGCUCACAAAGAUCGCCCUGGAUUGGGUGAGCUUUAUUUGCGAUGACUGUGUUCCAACGGAUCGUAAAACUUUCAGAUGGGCGGUUCUUGCAUUGGAAUUUGCCAUGGGUAUGACCCAAGGUCAGCAUAUAUUAGCACUCGGAGAGGACGAGUAUACAAGGCUUCGAUCGAAAGUCUCAGGAUGUAUGUCUCUGUUAAUUUCACAUUUCGAUAUUAUGGGUGCAAAGUCAAACCUGGCCGCUCAAGCAGAGAAACAGCGCGUGGAAACAUUGAAUGGCCAAUUUAGGAAGAUGGACAUGAGGGGAAUGGCUGACGAUGAGGAAUCGGCGGCAUUUGUUCUGAACCAACGCCUUGAACUGAUAGCUGAACUUGAUGAAGAACGAAAGGUCAUAGAGGCAGAAAGGCAAGCUCUUGGCAGAGUUCUUGAAGAGAAUAAUGAGGCAGAUCGAUCUCUCACACAUCUUUCUGCUUCUCCAUCCAAUAUUAAUAUGCGCUGGCAACAAGGAAAUUUUGUUGGUGGCGGUACCUUUGGAUCAGUGUACGCUGCGAUCAAUCUGGACUCGGGUCAUCUGAUGGCUGUGAAAGAAAUUCGUCUACAAGACCCUAAUCUUAUUCCAACAAUUGCUGCUCAAAUAUCGGAUGAGAUGCACGUCUUGGAGGUUCUCGAUCAUCCCAACGUUGUUUCAUAUCACGGAAUCGAAGUUCAUCGCGACAAAGUUUAUAUUUUUAUGGAGUACUGUUCUGGUGGGUCACUUGCAGGUCUUUUGGAGCAUGGGAGAAUCGAGGAUGAGCAGGUUAUAAUGGUAUAUGCUUUGCAACUUCUGGAAGGUCUGGCAUAUCUUCACGAAAGCAGUAUUGUUCAUCGUGACAUUAAACCAGAAAGUAAGUUUUCUCCCGCCUUCUUCAAAUCACGAUCAUUUAUCUAACCAUGGCUCUAGAUAUUCUCCUUGAUCAUAACGGCGUGAUUAAAUAUGUAGAUUUUGGUGCCGCAAAGGUUAUUGCUCGUCAAGGUAAAACUCUCGUUACCGCGACCACGGCCACCCUCGCCAACAGAAAUAAAUCCAUGACUGGUACCCCUAUGUACAUGUCACCUGAAGUAAUCAAAGGAGAGAAUCCAGGACGGCCUGGUUCAGUCGACAUCUGGUCACUCGGCUGCGUUAUUCUUGAAAUGGCUACAGGUCGCCGUCCCUGGACGUCUCUCGACAAUGAAUGGGCCAUUAUGUACAAUAUUGCCCAAGGCAACCCUCCUCAAAUGCCAUCACCAGAUCAGCUCAGUCCACAAGGUAUUGAUUUCAUCAAGAAAUGCUUUAUUAGAGACCCCAAAAAACGUGCUUCGGCGCCGGAGCUUUUGCAACAUGAAUGGAUUGUUGCGAUUAAGAACCAGGUUUCUAUCGAACCACAAACACCAAGCGAUAGUGGAAGCUCUCAGUCCAGUGCUAGGGGAAGUUUUAUGAAUUGAGUCCUGAUGAGUACUUGCCUUUGACUAUAUAUCUUUCUUCUACUUUUCAAACGAAAAACUCUUCCCUUUGUAUUUGCACUUGUCAGUAUUAUUAUUCUUUUGGUCAUUGGGGAAAAGCGCAGUACAUGAAGCGUCUUUUGGGAGGAAUUGGGUUUGGCACAAUGGUUGAAUCGGAAUUGCAUGAGGGAUAUACAUAAACAUGAGAAUUUUCAUCAGCGAUGAGUUGGGAGUUUGUGUUUUUCUUAGCAUAUAUGUGUUUAUGGGAAAACUGGGGAAACUUUCGACGUCUAUUUGAUUGUGCGGAUGUGAAUGUAGUGCCGCGUUGAUAUUGAGGGGCUGAUCUGGAGAAGAAGCCAGAGGUUUAAUCCGAGAAGUUUUAUGGAUGAGUGGGUGUAAAUACAUGCAUAUAAUCAAAGGACGAGUCGGGAUUGGGUUUAGGGGGAAAGGGUAUAAGCGGUAUGAGGGACAGUAGCGGAUGAGGUUGCGGAAGCAUAGAUAUUGUGAUGGAAGGAUGGAACUAGUGGUAGUGACUCCUGUAGCAAUAAAUCAGCAAAAUAAUGAAAAGAAAUAAUACUGCCAAUAUGGCGGUGCUGUUACAGUAAUUAGUUGG
Molecule: messenger RNA, 5117 nt
Organism: Sclerotinia trifoliorum
Lineage: Eukaryota; Fungi; Ascomycota; Leotiomycetes; Helotiales; Sclerotiniaceae
Source: the annotation of a GenBank genome assembly